Seminavis robusta is the source of this 3683-nucleotide messenger RNA. Lineage: Eukaryota; Bacillariophyta; Bacillariophyceae; Naviculales; Naviculaceae. The record is from the annotation of a GenBank genome assembly.
AUAUCUAAUGCCUUGGCCACAAUGCUCUUUCCAUAAUGUACAACACCCUACGAAGAGCUCUACGAAGCUGGUCACUCCUUACGGGCACCAUGCUCACGAUCCCAUUGGUUCCAAGGGCAGUUAAGGUAGGCUGGGUCGGUUUCCUUCCGCUCUGCUGAAUUACUGUGCCCAACGGCUUUCGAUCUUUCAGAAGCUCGUCUCAGUUUUAUGUUGACCGACAUCUCGUUGGAUCGUGCUACUAUCAUAGACAAGGUGUUUGCCCACUUGCUUCAUGUCAACUCAUUAAUCCAGUGGUGUUAGUUGAAAAGGCCGUGAAGUUAUCAUCAUUGUAAAAAAUGAGCGAAGCCGCCACUCCUGAGGCUGGUGGCAGCAGCAGCAAUGCCCCCAACACUCCUGCGAGUACUACUGCAGGCGGAGCCAAGGUCCGAUCAACGACAGCCCCAACGUUGACAGCCCGUGCCAGAAGACGUCGCGAAGAGGCUGUGAGGCGUUUGGUGGCAGAUGUUCAGUCUCGUCCUGACAAGAAGGGAGACGGCAGCGACGGCAGUACGGCUCACCCAGAAGCUCAUGAAUGGAUGGUAGCCAGUGCUGUUGCCACGGCCAUUGAGAAGGGAUUGGAUCGAGAUCUUCACGCUGAUUUGGUCCAAGAGCAAAAAGAUAAUGCAAGCCGUAUCAGUCAAAUCUGCCACGAUCACUCGGAGGUUUUCUUGGCUUCUGUGGCCAAGGUAGCAGCAUUGGGAGGUCCUUCCGCUGAUUUAGCCAAUGGACUUCAAGAGGGCCAACGAGAGCUCGAAGAUAACACGGCAGGACCCAUGCACGAUGCGGCUCUCUUGUGGGAAGAAGCACGCCAAGCUCAUGCCAGAGCCAAAACACUGCAUGUCAUGGUUACGGCUUGCCAACAAGUUGCUCAGUGGAUUGAACGAGCCAAAAAACAGGCUUCCCUUGGACGACCAAGGGCUGCUCUGGAUGCUGUAGAUGAAGCACGCACAGCCCUCACCACUCCAAUGUCAUCCUUGUUCUCGGAUCAAUUCUAUGAUGGCAUUUGGAAUGAUGUCCAAAAGUCAAAAGAAGACGAAAAACAAGAAGAACCAAAGAAGAGAAUUUCCAGCCUGGAAGAUACUCCUUUCGGUCGCAGAGCUAUAGCUAUUCUGCCAAAAAUUGAAAAUCAGGUUCUCAUGAACGCCAGACGCGGAUUGAACGGAUGGUUCUUGGCAUUGCGUAGCGGCGGUGAUGGAGCCAAAGCUGGAAAAGCAGUCCUUCGAAAAUGUGCUCAUUCCAUGGCAAUGGGACCAGGCUCUCUCGGUCUAGGGGGUCUCGUCCCUCCUUCCUACGAAUGGCGUGCCAAAACAGCCGACAACUUGAUUUCUAGGGUGGAUCAAAGUGGAAGCGUUGCCCGUGCUGUACGGGUGGCCUACUGGUUUGAGCGAGAUGGCCCAAAAGAGGCGGAAUUGCUCGAGGCAACUAAAGAGGGAAUGGAGAGACGAGCCGAAGCAUUUGCUGCCGCAUUUGGUUGGCACCGGUGCUGGUCAGCGGCCGCGUCAUUGCUUGUCGAUCCAAGCGAAUUCUUGCUUGAUGACAUGAGUGGCAGAAACAAUCUAUCGGGAAGCCGCCACGGAGGCUCUCAACGAGGGCAGAGAACACUCGGAUUCAGGGCGUCGGCUGGAGCAAAGGCUUCUUUUCGGGAGCUGAGCCUGGGUGCAUCAGGAGUCGUUGACAACAGUCGCUGGUCUGCCUUGCUGACUCCGUCCGUUCUUUUUGAAGACUCCGCCACAAAGAAGGAAGAUGACGCCAAGUUAGUGGGCCUCUCAGAAUCUGUCCACCCUGUACGCAGGGCGGAGCAAGCAUUCAGCCUCCUCGGAAAAGCUGAGGAGUUCGUCCAAUACUACGAACAGAAUCGAUUUGGCGACACCAAAAUUGGAAGCUCAAAAGAAGGCGAAGAAAAGGGCGGCAAAACAUCGUACUUGUCGUCCUUGACGGGCGACGAUGUCAGCGUCGGUACGGACAGGAUCUUCUUUGCCCAGCGACUUCCACAUCUCUGCUCGAGCGUCGUUGGCUUCAGCGCUGUGGAAGCUGCUCUGGAGCUUGGAACGUUUCCUGAUGACGACGAAGAAGACAAAGGCAAACAGGCCGACUCCACUAAGCCAACGGUAAAGCCAACAGUUGCCCUCAGUGCAAGUCGCUUCCGUCAGUCUUCAGAACGGUACGAACGUGCUCUCGUCACCGAACUUGGAACUCUGCUUCGUGGCAGAGCCAAGGGUGCUAGUCUUCCAGAGCUCGUUCGAGCGUCUAGCCUCAUGGCUGCUUUCCGGUCAGCUCUCCGAACCGUUCACCCAUCGUCGACGACCCGUCGUAGCGACAGAGAGCUGCUAGCCAUGGACAAAGAUAUUCUCAUGAUCGCUCUCAAGGUAGCGCAAGAAGAAAUGUUGAAGGCCGCAUCUGCAAUCAUGGGCGACGACAAUAAAAGCCCAAUGCUGGUUGAAUCCAGGUCAACACAUCGAGACAGCGGUUCCUAUGAAACAAUCCCGGAACCUGAAGAGGUCGGGUUGCCUUUCGGAUUGGUGAAAAUGAAGAUGGAGAAACCAUCAUCAGGAGGUCUAGGUUUCGGUCAGGGCAAUGAAAGUCACAGCUUCUCUGCAUCCGUUCCUGUUGUUGUCCGAUCCAUCCAUGCGCGAGCCAUUGCCUGCGCAGCUUUUGCCCUUAACCAAGAAGAACUAGGCCAAGUCUUUCCAGAAAAGAAAAAGGGCAAUGCCACUGCUGGAUAUGUUUUGGAUUGUGUCGAAGAGUGUAUCAACGUGGCUGCUGUGGCCAUGAAAGACAGUGACAAUGUCGUUGAAGAAGCCAACAUCAACAAAGCGGUUCAAGUCAUGGCCAAUCUACUUGCUCUCCAAAAUUGUCUUCCACGUCUGUUUGGCACACUGAUGCGAGGCAUGUGCCACGUUGGGUUGAUCCGUUCGCAUGAAGUUGACGACACAUUCGCCUAUGCUGAGAAGACGCUGAAAGGUGCCAACAAGGCUUGUGAUGCUCAGGUGGGCAGCAUGUACAGUUUGGUCUACGACGUCUGCCGCAAGAAGUUAGACUCGCACAUCAAUCUCGGUCUUGGAAAUUACAACUGGGUAGCCAAGACAGAGCGUGACAUGCCCAAUGCCUAUGUGACGGCCAUCGUCGACUAUCUAGGCGAAGUUUUUGGAAACCUUGGGUCCAUGGAUGAAGGAUCCAGAAAUGGUUUGCACUUUUCGUGUUGUGGCCACCUGGCGGAACGAUUGGUCAAACUUUUGACUGGCCGAGGCAACGAGACAUCAGCUGGAGCGGGCAACAUUCCCCCAAUCAGCAAGAUCGACGCGUUUGGUAUCAAGAACCUUUCGAUUGAUGUGGCGGAAUUCAUCCGAUUCGCAGAUGGCACGGGAGUUCAAGGCCUCCGCGAUUGUUUUGACGAAAUCCGGAAUCUCACAUCCGCCAUGCUUGACCGUGACCUACCCGUGUUGCUCAUGCCGGAGAACGCUUCAGCGAGGAACAAGAGGUACCCCUUUAUCAGCAUGGAAAAGAUCCACCACAUUCUGGAGAAGUACAUUGGUACUGGUUUCGGUGCCAACAUUAUGGGAGGCGGCCAGAGGCAGAGUGACAUGCUCAUGAUUGAAAAGAAGGAUAUGCCUUUGCUAUUGAAGGUUGUUCGGACGCAACUGUAG